This is a messenger RNA of Adineta ricciae, 273 nucleotides long. The record is from the annotation of a GenBank genome assembly. Lineage: Eukaryota; Metazoa; Rotifera; Eurotatoria; Adinetida; Adinetidae.
AUGUGCACGAAUGAANAUGUCAGUGCCGACCAGCUCGAACAUGUUCAGCCAAAAGGCCUCUACCUUUCAACAUGUGCACGAAUGAAUGACGGUCCAAUUGGCGAGAAAGUAGCGCAAUUGGCUUGUGGAGCCUCGUGCAACUUUCGCAACUGUGGUAAUAGUCAGUGUGAAUUUCGCGGAAAUCGAGCGGUAUGCGUCUGUUCCCGAUGUGCUAAUGGUGGUGGUGGAUUGCCCAGUCUGCCCAAUAUUCCGAGAAUCCCGCGUGGAAUGUAA